AUGGGAAAGCUUCAUCAGCUUGUAACUUACAAGGUUAUUUUUGAUUCGAAACCACUGGCCUUUCUUCUUCUUUCUUACGAAGCCAGAUGUCCAUCGCUUUUCCAGUCCGGUAUCGACAUUCUGGCGCGACAGAAGGCCUGUGAUGAAAUUGUGGAAGUCUUGCUGGAGAGAGGCCAUGUAGUUGAUGCGCUGAGAUACCUCGAAACGCAACACAUGGAGGCCAAUAAUCUUAAGAUUGUCGAUAUCGCUAAACACCAAGACAGAGUGACUCAGUACGCUGUUCUGACAAGUAUGAGCUGCAGGAAAACAAAA
Molecule: messenger RNA, 312 nt
Organism: Ostertagia ostertagi
Lineage: Eukaryota; Metazoa; Nematoda; Chromadorea; Rhabditida; Trichostrongylidae
Source: the annotation of a GenBank genome assembly